This is a messenger RNA of Carassius auratus (goldfish), 3579 nucleotides long. RefSeq names its product transmembrane protein 121Aa (gene tmem121aa). The record is from RefSeq and is a predicted model, not a curated record. NCBI's taxonomy places the organism in Eukaryota, Metazoa, Chordata, Actinopteri, Cypriniformes, Cyprinidae. The transcript has 3 exons. Bases 966 to 1916 code for a protein of 316 amino acids.
UAAAGUAUUAUUUUUACAGUUAAUGAUGUAGGGCACACACGAAAUUGGUAAGGGUUUAAUUUAGCCUUUGCAUUGUCCACUAAAGGGGGAAGGCAGUGGGCUGAAAGUCUCCCAACAUAAGCAAAUUGCCAAUAAAUUAUGUUCUCUGCCGGGAGGGUGAGGGAAGAGACUGAAUCACUGAUUCAAGAGCGGGAGAGAGAGGGCGAGCGAGAAAGAGAGAGAAAGAGAGAGAGUGCGUGGAUCGGACUGACUAGCACCGGCCCGCACGCGCCUGUCUAUUUCCUCUUUCAGUGGUGUGGUGCACACGCGUUUCACUAGUUUAGUCUAGACAAGGGAUUGGUUUUUUUUUUUUUUUUUUUUUUUUUGGAGGCGGCAUCUCUUGUUUUCCUUCAGCGCGCGCUUGAUGUGGAUUAAAUCACUCUCCAAACAUCAAUCUCGUUUCAGAGCGGAUCAGCACCUUGGACAGCGGAUGCCAGAGAUGAUGACUUUUUCACUGGAGAAAGCAAUAGGUGCUCAAAGCCGGCAAAGCAGAAAGAGAGCUGUGACCACCCAUUCCGCCUUCACGACUGACAGUGCACUCAGCUCCGACGCAGGAGUGAGAGACAGUGACAAGAGACCAGCACAGAAUCCAGCAAUGCUGAUUAUGUGGGUCAGCUGACACAGACAAGCAGGCCCAUGUCGGUAAGGUCAGGAAGUCGACACAAUCUGGCUUCAGCAGUGGAUAAAAAUACAGAUAUAUCACGGUCACGUCGAAUCAAAGCGAUAUUGACAUACCAAAACUAGUGUGGAGGCCAUGUGAAGCUCGGAAUGCGGUAAAGAGCAGCCAUUGGACUGUGUGGAGCUUUGCUGAACAGGCUCCUCAGUCACCAGCAUCAAUGGACAACAGUGUGCUCGCCAUGAACUAACCUUGCUAUUUGUGAAGGGUACAAUUUGUUCGUUUUUCACUUUGAUAAAAAGACGGCACCAUGGUUCUGCCACCACCAGACAAGCGGCAUGUGUGUUUAACCACCAUUGUGAUCAUGACCAGCAUGGCCUUCAUGGAUGCCUACCUUGUGGAGCAGAACCAGGGCCCACGCAAAAUUGGGGUCUGCAUCAUUGUCUUGGUUGGAGAUAUUUGCUUUCUUAUAGUCCUGCGAUACGUGGCGGUAUGGGUUGGUGCCGAGGUGAGGACUGCGAAGCGUGGCUACGCCAUGAUCCUCUGGUUCCUCUACAUAUUUGUUCUGGAGAUCAAGCUGUACUUUGUCUUCCAGAACUACAAAGCCGACCGUAAAAGUCUGGAGACAGUAGCUCGGAAGGCAUUGACUUUGUUGCUAUCGGUUUGCGUACCUGGACUCUACCUCGUCCUGGUCGCGCUCGACAGUAUGGAGUAUGUAAGAACCUUCCGGAAGAAGGAGGACAUGCGGGGUCGACUCUUUUGGGUGGCACUUGACCUUCUGGAUGUCCUGGACAUCCAGGCUAACCUUUGGGAGCCUCAAAGGACAGGUCUGCCCAUCUGGGCCGAGGGUCUGAUGUUCUUCUACUGCUACAUCCUGUUGCUCAUCCUUCCUUGCGUUUCUCUGAGCGAGAUCAGCGUGCAGGGCGAGCAUGUGUCACCUCAGAAGAUGAUGCUCUACCCGAUCCUCAGCUUGGUGACCAUCAAUAUCGUCACCAUCCUCAUCAGAGGCGUCAACAUGGUGCUGUUCCAAGACAGCAGAGUCUCGACCAUCUUCAUAGGGAAGAACGUUGUUGCCAUUGCCACUAAGGCCUGCACCUUCCUGGAGUACAGGCGACAAGUAAAGGAGUUCCCCCCACAAGAUCCAGCCGGGAUUGCCAUGGAGAUACAGCAGAACUCUGUGCCACACAAUCAAACUCUACCAAACGCCACGACCACCCUCCCAGAAGAGCCCUCACCGGUCCGUGAGGUCAUUGACACGUGACCAGAGCUGACAAAAACUUGAAAAGCCUUUAGUGUUAUGGGGGAAAGAAGACAACCUUCAUGAGUUCAGACCGGCACACGAUGAAGUAUCCUUCUGGUCUCUUUAGAAUACUAUUUUGAAGAAUUUUUAAUGUCCUACUCAUCUAAGCUGAGUGUUCAAAGACCAUUGAUGCUCAGAUGCACAAAUGGUGGCUCACGAAAUCCUGAUUUUAACCAGAUUUUGUAAUUUCAAGCAACUGUUUUGUGAUGUUAGAUAUGAGAUGUUUGUUUCAUGAGAUUUCUGUUAUGGUGGCUCUCAUUGCGCUCCACAUGGUAUCCACACAGAUUUCUGUAGAAUCUGAAUGCUCAUCAUUUUCAGAGUUUAAAGUUGCCUUGCCCCUUGUGUGUUAAUUUAUGAAAUAUUUUGGUUAGAUUUAAUAUGCUUUCAGAUAUAAAUGAGUGUCCAGUACUCUCAGAUUACCGUGUACAAAUGCUUUUCGUACUUUUUGAAUUUUGAAAAUAUGUUCCCUCUUAAAAUAAGUGCAUAAAAUCCCAUGUAGGCUUGCUGAUGAUGAGCGAAAAUUGAGAAAGAAGCAUACCAAGGUCAGUCCACUCCUACCAUAAUCUGUAAACAGUUCUGAAGUAAAAAGUGAACUGCAAAUUAUGUUUUGAAGAUUUAUGUAGUUUGAAGAUGAAAAUGAUUUUUUUUGUGUGUUAAGAAGUGAGCAUGUUUUAAAGUGAAACAACUCUCACGGGGUUCUUUUCCUGGGGAUUACAAUGGGAACUAGAAACUUUUAAUUUGCCAAAUUUAAUUUCCAGUCUUUAAGAGUUUUGUACAUGUGUAUAACGAGAACAGAAGACAGAAUGAAACAAAGUUCAUUAAAAAACAGAUGAUAUUGGAUGGUAAUACAUGAAUUAAUAUAUAAUCCAGUUGUAUUAUAAUUAUAAUUACAAUUAUUUUUAGUAUCUUGUUUCUUUUCUUUUAGGUGUGACAUUUUAAAUGUUGCAAAAUGUAAUAAAACCUAUAUAAUCUCGAAAGUGUGGUGUGUUGGACAUUGACAGCUGAAAUAUGCCUUACAAGCAUAAAUAAGCAGCAAAUGCAAAUCCAGCUAACACUGAACGUCAAGGUAAUCAAAGUCAUUCUAAGUGGUAAAUAUUAAACACACGGCAUUCACUUCCACACCCAGACAACACUUGUGGCAGAACCACUGAGAAAUGGCAGGGCUGGGUGAUUCUACAUGAGCUUUGAGACGCAGUUCCACUUGGUGAGAAUGGGGUGCAGAAAGCAAUUUGGCUACUGCUGAUUGGCUCUGGCUGCCAUGUAGGCCAGCUGUAGGGAGUGAUAAAUUACAGUUCCUGUGAUCCUCAGCCCUCUCAUCCAUCUCACCGUUAUAGAGUUUCUAUAGGCUUCCUCACCACGAGGCCUGAGCAGCUGGAAGAUUUCCUACACCACAAUUCUCAGUCCUAACAGAGACGCUGGUGCAUACCAUAAGAGCCCUAAAUUCUUCCUCUGCACUUCUGAACUGACAUGUAGACACUUUUGACACCUGGAGAUAAAUGCUGAACUGUGGGAGUCAAUCACUUUCUGCUGAAAUGUAAUCCCCAACAAACAGCCUAUAAAUUACUUCUUGGAGGCUGAAUACUGAACCAUCCACGCAGGAUUCGUGAGAAGAGUUUUUAACAAC